GUGUGAGCGGGGCUGAGCGCAGCAUGCGAGGCGCCGCCGCCCAAGCCCUGCCCCACUGCCCGCCCGGAGCCAGCGCCCGAGGAGCAGCCGCCGCCGGCAGAGCAUGAGCGGGUCAGAGGCCCAGCGGCCCCCCGGCGCGGGGUCGGGGGAGGACCCCGCCGCGGCGGGGAAGGCUGCGGCCGGGGAACCGGUGCCGGAGCCUCCCUCGAUGCUGAGCGUCGACGUGUCGGGGCUGGUGUCGCAGUUCGCGCGGAGCUUCGCGCUGAUUUUCCCCGUGUACGUGCUGGGCUACCUGGGGCUCAGCUUCAGCUGGAUCCUCAUCGCCCUGCUCGGGCUCUUCUGGCUGCGCAGGCACCGCAGUGGCAAGAGCUCCCGCCUGGGCCGGGCCCUCGCCUUCCUGCAGGACGAGGAGCGGGUGGUGCGGCUCAGCGUCUCGUCGGCCGAGCUGCCUGCAUGGGUUCAUUUUCCAGAUACAGAAAGGGCAGAAUGGCUAAAUAAGACUGUAAAACACUUGUGGCCUUUUAUUUGCCAGUUUAUUGAGAAACUUUUCAGAGAAACGAUAGAACCAGCUGUGAGAGGAGCAAACAACCACCUUAGUACCUUCAGUUUCACAAAGAUUGAUAUAGGUCACCAGCCACUUCGGAUAAAUGGUGUAAAAGUAUACACUGAAAACGUAGAUAAAAGACAGAUCAUUUUGGAUCUUCACAUCAGUUUUGUCGGCAGUUGUGAAAUUGAUUUGGAGAUCAAGAGAUACUUCUGCAGAGCUGGUGUAAAAAGUAUACAGAUUCAUGGUACUAUGAGGGUUAUCCUGGAACCAUUGAUUGGAGACAUGCCCUUAAUUGGAGCAUUAUCUAUUUUUUUCCUUAGGAAACCUCUUCUGGAAAUUAAUUGGACAGGACUGACCAAUCUUCUGGAUGUUCCAGGACUGAAUGGUUUAUCGGAUACCAUAAUGUUGGAUAUAAUAUCCAACUACUUGGUGCUUCCAAAUCGAAUCACAGUCCCUCUUGUGAGUGAAGUACAGAUUGCCCAGUUGCGGUUCCCUAUACCAAAGGGUGUUCUAAGGAUACACUUUAUUGAAGCUCAGGAUCUGGAAGGGAAAGAUACUUAUCUAAAAGGAAUGGUCAAGGGAAAGUCAGAUCCUUAUGGAAUCAUUCGUGUUGGCAACCAAAUCUUCCAAAGCAAGGUCAUCAAAGAAAAUCUCAAUCCAAAGUGGAAUGAAGUGUAUGAGGCCUUAGUGUAUGAACAUCCUGGACAGGAGCUGGAGAUUGAGCUCUUUGAUGAAGAUCCAGACAAAGAUGACUUUCUGGGAAGUCUAAUGAUAGAUCUAACUGAAGUUGAGAAGGAACGCCUCCUAGAUGAGUGGUUCACUUUGGAUGAGGUCUCUAAAGGAAAAUUGCACUUAAAACUGGAAUGGCUCACAUUGAUGCCAACUGCUGAGAAUCUUGACAAGGUGCUGUCAAGCAUUAAAGCUGAUAAAGACCAAGCCAAUGAUGGGCUUUCUUCUGCAUUGCUUAUUCUGUAUUUGGAUUCAGCAAGAAAUCUACCAAGUAUCUACGAGGGAAACUUUGGGUGUGGCUACUUAAAAGAGAGGAGAGCAUCGGGACUAGUCUUUUGUGAAAACACUACCUCACUCUAUAGAGCACUAUUUAAUAAUCCAUUAAACUUUAACCCUGAUGGCUUGAAGAAGGCUGCUGUCCAGAAAGCCCUAAAGUCAGGAAAGAAGAUAAACAGCAACCCCAACCCUCUAGUCUUAUUGUCAGUUGGACACAAAGCACAGGAAAGUAAGAUUCGAUACAAGACCAAUGAACCUGUAUGGGAGGAACACUUCACUUUCUUCAUUCACAAUCCCAAACGGCAGGAACUUGAAGUUGAGGUCAAGGAUGAACAACAUCAGUGUUCUCUGGGAAAUUUCAAGCUUCCUCUGAGCCAACUGCUGGCACGUGAAGAUCUAACUAUGCAUCAGCGGUUCCAGCUUAGCAAUUCUGGUCCAAACAGCACCAUAAACAUGAAGAUGGCACUCAGGGUACUGUCUCUUGAAAAGCCAGAGAGGUCUCCAGAUCAUCAACACUCAGCCCAAGUAAAGAGGCCCUCUGUUUCCAAAGACUCAAGAAAAGGUUCUUUUAAGCCUCAGGUCCCUGUUUCACCACCAGCUGAUUCACAUAAACCUGUCCCAGCUUCCCCAGUGAUCGACAGUGAUAAAAAGACUGAUAUAGCUGAAAAAAAUCAUCCUCCUAAUGCCAGUCCCCAGUGGCCAGCAGAUCUUAGCCGAAGCUCCUCCAGUCUCCUUGUCUCCAACAUCACCUAUUCUCCCAGCCACCUCUCAGUCAAAGAACCAACUCCAAGUAUCGCCUCAGACAUAUCGCUGCCCAUCGCCACACAGGAGCUACGUCAGAGACUGCGACAACUUGAAAAUGGAACAACUCUGGGACAGUCUCCAUUAGGCCAAAUUCAGUUGACAAUUCGUCAGAGCUCACAAAGAAACAAACUUAUUGUGGUGGUGCAUUCUUGCAGAAAUUUAAUCGCCUUUUCAGAGGAGGGAUCUGACCCAUAUGUCCGAAUGUAUUUAUUACCUGACAAGAGAAGAUCAGGAAGAAGAAAAACACAUGUAUCAAAGAAGACAUUAAACCCAGUGUUCGAUCAAACCUUUGAUUUCAGUGUUUCUCUACCUGACGUGCAGAGGAGGACGCUAGAUGUAGCAGUGAAGAACAGUGGUGGUUUCUUGUCCAAAGACAAAGGGCUGCUUGGCAAGUUAUUGAUACCUCUGGCAUCUGAAGAACUUACCAAAGGCUGGACCCAGUGGUAUGACUUAACAGAAGAUGGUACAAAGCCACAUGUUGUAACCUAGGCGCCGUUAGACACCAGGAGUUCCCCCUAGCAUACUUUUGCCAACCUUUAUAUAUUUUAAAAGCAUUGUUCUCACAGAUGUAUCAAUAUUAUUUUUAUAGCUUCAUUUAUUUACUUAUUAAACACACCCCAAUGGUUUUAUAACACUUGGACAUUAUAUGUAGGUUUAGCCAAUCUUAUUGUUAAACUUUGUAUUUUAAUUUGCUGAACUACUUUUCAUGUUACUGUAAUGUGCAAUGGUAUGGUAGAGUAACCUCUUGUGUUUAAAUUGAACUUUAUGGCAGUUGUACCUAUUAGAAAGUGAAAAGAUGCUGUUCUGCUGUUUUCCUGCCUUGUUUUGUAUAUCACCGAGGUACACUGUACCAUGUAAAUAUAUACUAUUUUUUUUUAUAAUUUUUUCAUCCUGGUUUGAAGUCAGAAGAAAACAGAUCAAAGAUAGAUAUUUUCUUCUAAAUGCAUGUUAAAUUCUUUGGACAAAUCUUGUAUUGCCCUUGUAGCAAAAUGGUCUUAAAAUUAUUAAUUUUGUGGAUUUUUUUUUUAAUUGAAAGACAUUAUUAAGAUUUGACAGUGCGUUUCUGGCCCUGUAAGGCUAGUAAAAGAAAACGUACAAAGCAUUAAUAUUUUAAUAUUUAUAUAGAAAUGUAUUAUUGGAAAGUCAUUCUAGAGAAUAUAAUAAAUAUGUUGAGAAUUCUAGAAACAUUAUAUGAAGAAAGGAUUGUCAUGGUCCAUGAAUCACAGCAUAUAAAUCUGGGGUUUCAUAUGAUGCAGGAAUGAAGACUUACAAACCGUACAAUAUUUUAUUAUGCAGAUUGACUUAUUUCUUAUUGGUGUAAUUUAUUCCCAUAAUUUAUAGCACCGUACUUAUGAUCUUCUGAAAGAAUGGUGAGGACAGUAACCUUCCAUAUUAGAAACCAGGUCUCCUAAAUACCCGCUCUUGGACUGUCCUAACAAUUGUAUUGUCAUUACAUUGACAGAUAAGGUAUAUGAAGCAUCUUAUAAUUCAGGCUCAUUAAAUAGACACAGUAGUCUUUUUAUUAUAUGGAAUAUGUAUAAUAUUAAAGUGGAGCACAAACUGGAAAAAAAACACUAUGAAAUCCAGAGUUGACACUCUUUCCGUAAUUGCUUCAUUGCUGCCUAAUGUUCCAUGAGGCAAAAUGCACCCCCAAUACUACCCCUGUGUCAUGUAGGUUCUUUUGAAACAUUGCUGUAUUUUUCUGCCAGGGCCCACAACAAUGUAGAUAACACACACCAGCAAGAAAGUAGACAAUUGAAAGUUGAGGACACACCCCUACAACCUUCCUGCUAUGAAUCACAGGAGGACUGUUUUUAUAUCCAAUUUGUUUUCCUUUUUGAAAGCUUUCUCAGACUGUUAUAAAAUGUUCAUUAUGAACACAAGAAACCAGUGCAGCUCUUUCAGAGCCAUUAGCCUCAUGAUCAUGGGUAAAUAUGCAAUUAGACAACAGAAGUGUAUUAUUUAGUUAAGAGUCUAGAAUUGAGUCUUAGCCAAGAAAGAAUUUUUAAGGCAGAAUAAACUCCUGAAAAAAUAGCUUUAUAAUAUAAUUACUAACAGAACCUUAAUUCUAGAUGUGGAAUAUACCUAUGUUAACUAAAUAUACCAAAGUGCCUACCGUAGAUGUAGCCUGUUGUUUCCAUCAAACUUAAGCAUCGGCCCAUUUUAGUUUAUGUCAAUCUGUGUUUUCACACUAUUUAUCUAUUACACACAUACUCAUAUAUACAGUGGAACUCUUUUAUAGUGAGGUCAUUUUAUUUCACAGAACAGCUUCAGCAGACAAAACUCACACUGGGAGUUUUGCAAGCAUUUAGACUGCAGGAUUGAGCUGUGCAGAGAGCCCUAUAAACCAUAAGAAAACUGGAGAAUUUUCCACUUCAUGUAACAGGUCUGCCUCUUGUUCAAGUUCACUAAAGGUUCCACUCUGUGUAUUAAUGGGUAUGUAUAAAUAUGUACACACACUCAUUAUCUACACACACAAUGGAAUAUAUUAUGAAAUAUAACUUGCCUUAUGGAAUAAUCAUUCAUCCCUUUACACUGUAGGGAGGAGGAACAGAGAGAGAAUGGAUGUAAAUGCAAAUGAAGAUGCAGAAAGUAAGAGCUGAUGUAAGUAAAGGAGGUCUAGCUCAGUGGCAUUGCCUUUUGCCUCAGUUCAGCUUCUAGAAGGAAGGAUUCUUAGUGUAAAUGUAGUUGACAGCUGUGGUUAACACCAUGACCAGUGACAUCAGGGAGUUCAAUCCCUAUCUAAAGGCUAAAUUUUCAGCCCCAUACUGUGGUUCAACUUUAAGUGCUGACUUGAGGAAGAAGUUAGUCUUGAUGCUGGAUCACAAAUAACGGCAUGUUUUUCCUUCUUUACUCCCGAGGAGGAAAAGGCGGUGUUUGUGGUAAAGACAAGAGGUAGUAACACAAAAUGGAGGAGAAAACGAAUGUAGAAUUUAUAGCACAGAUUUUCAAAAUGGCUCAGCACUCACCAUCAGGCCUAGAUUUUCAAGAUAGCCCAGCUCCACUUAGGUACCUAAAAUGAAGAGGCCACAUUUUCAAAAUAACUGAGCGCCCAACAGCUCCUGUUUGUUCUCAAUAGUCACCGCUGGGUGCUUUUUGAAAAUCUGGCCUUGCGUAAAAAAUGGAUCAGAACAAUUCAGUCCAAGUAAGCAUGUCUUUUUCUGCCCUCAGUAGUGGGGAAAAAAACUGUGUGUCAUAGUAACUAUUAGUCUUGGCUUGUUCUUUUAUUUGGGAAGAGAAAAAAGCGAGGAUGCUUAUUUUUCCUUUUGGUCCAAAAAACGUAUCUCGUUAGUAAGUCAUGGCUUGAAUGUCAGGUGAUUAGCUUUCCAUGUAGUUUGUUUGUUUAUCCUGUGCCUUAGAAUAUGAACAUAUAAAGGUGUUUAAAAUAUGUUUCAAAUAAAAAAUGAGCUUUGUUAGCUGUGUUUACCAACAUUUAUGUUCUGUGAUAUGGAAACGGUUUUUAGAAAUGCUGCGCUUCACUGGGAAGAAGACCAGCACUUUUAAAUUCAGAGCUGGCAUAAUCCAAAAACAAAUCACUGUGUGUCACUUGGAUUAAAAGAGAUGAAUCUUUUGUUUGGAAUCCUUUCUUUAGCAGAGGUGCAGCAACUGGUGAGAGUUGAAACGAGAACAAAGCGUGAUCUAUUUUGUACAGAUUGCCUUUUUUGCUCAUGUAAUUCUACAUUAUGCUGCAUGUAUUUAUUCAAUAAACAAUUCAUAUGAAAGUCA
This is a messenger RNA of Gopherus flavomarginatus (Mexican gopher tortoise), 6082 nucleotides long. RefSeq names its product extended synaptotagmin 2 (gene ESYT2). The transcript is spliced from 24 exons. Lineage: Eukaryota; Metazoa; Chordata; Testudines; Testudinidae. The record is from RefSeq and is a predicted model, not a curated record. Gene Ontology annotation, biological process: lipid transport. Bases 104 to 2845 code for a protein of 913 amino acids. Gene Ontology annotation, molecular function: lipid binding.